This is a messenger RNA of Xyrauchen texanus (razorback sucker), 6289 nucleotides long. Its product is annotated as elastin-like. The transcript is spliced from 59 exons. Lineage: Eukaryota; Metazoa; Chordata; Actinopteri; Cypriniformes; Catostomidae. The coding region runs from base 203 to 3781 and encodes 1192 amino acids. Gene Ontology annotation, molecular function: extracellular matrix structural constituent. The record is from RefSeq and is a predicted model, not a curated record.
AACACCAGACAUAGAAGAGAAAAAAGUGCAAUGAUCCAUUAAACCAAAGGCUUUGCCCUUUCUUAAUUACGUCGUGUCCAGUAUCAUUUCUUUUUUUUUUUCUUCCUCUCGUCAUUUUUUUUUAGACAUAUUUGAAGUGGUAAUUAGCUCUUGGAGAAUAAAACCAGCUGAUUUGGGGAGGGCCAGUGCAUUUUGGGGCGAGAUGGCAAGCAGAAGGGUUUCGUUGCUCCUUCUCGGAUUCUUCCUCACCACGCAGCUGAGUCCUUCGCUACAAGGAGGGGUGUAUGUUCCUCAGGGUGGUGUUGGAGGAGGACCAGGAGGUGCUGGAGUGUUACCAGGUGCUGGACUUUACCCAGGUGCUGGUGCGUUCCCAUACCAACAAGCAAAAAAUUCAGGUGGAUAUGGAGGGGCUGGUGGGGCUUUGGGCACAGGUGCGCAGACAGGUGGUUUCGGGACUGGAGGUUAUGGAACUGGAGCUGGUGGAAAACCUCCUAAACCAGGUGGUUAUGGGGCUUAUGGUGCUUAUGGUGGUGCUGGUCGAUUCUACCCAGCGGCUGGAGGCCUGAAACCUGCUAAAUCAGGCUUUGGAGGAGGUCUGCCAGGAGGUGGUCUACCAGGAGGAGGUCUACCUGGAGGAGGUCUCCCUGGAGGUGCAGGUGGAAAGCCCCCUAAAGGAGGCCCGGGUGUAGGAGGAGCUGGUACUGGUCUUCCAGUCAUUCCUCAAACUGGUGUACAAGGACUGGGCCCUGGUGGGGUCGGACCUGGGGGGAAAGCUGCAAAGGCCGGAAAAGCUCCAGUGCCAGGAGUGGGAGUGCCUGGACCAUAUCAAGGAGGACUUGUCCCUGGACAAGGCUUCAAUGGGCGGGGAGUUCUUCCUGGGAUCGCCACAGGGAAUGGACUCAAACCCAAAUCAGCUGCUGCUGGAGGCCAAGGACUGGUACCAGGUGGUGGAGGCCGUGGACCAUAUGGUGGACCACUGCAGCAAGGAUUAUUUCAUGGAUACCCCCUCAAAUCUCCCAAAUCCCCAGGUGUUGGGUCUCCAUACUCUAGUGGAAAACUUCCAUAUGGUUACGGGGGCUUUGGUGGUGGCAUGGGCCUCCCUGGUGGGAAAGGAGGAGCUGGCUCCAAGCCUGGUUAUCCCACAGGGACUGGUAUGGGGUCUCUAGGGGUCUCUGCUGCACAGGCCAAAGCUGCUAAAUAUGGGGCUGGUGCUGGUUUAGGUGGUGUUGGAGCUUAUCCAGGUGGUGCUGGUGGACUUUACCCUGGGGCAGGAGGUACUGGAGCUGGUUUAGGUGGUGUUGGAGCUUAUCCAGGUGGUGCUGGUGGACUUUACCCUGGGGCAGGAAGUGCUGGAGCUGGUUUAGGUGGUGUUGGAGCUUGGCCAGGUGGUGCUGGUGGACUUUACCCUGGGGCAGGAGGUACAGGUGGACUCUUUCCUGGAGCAGGGGGUACUGGUGCACUCUCCCCUGCUCAGGCCAAAGCUGCUAAAUAUGGUGUUGCAGCAGUACCUGGUGGAGCUGGACUUGUUCCUGGUGGAGCUGGGCUUGUUCCUGGUGGAGCUGGACUUGUUCCGGGUGGAUCUGGGCUUGUUCCAGGAGCUGGAGGAUUCUACCCUGGAGCAGGAGGAACUGGUGCACUCUCCCCUGCUCAGGCCAAAGCUGCUAAAUAUGGUGUUGCAGCAGUACCUGGUGGAGCUGGACUUGUUCCUGGUGGAGCUGGGCUUGUUCCGGGUGGAUCUGGGCUUGUUCCAGGAGCUGGAGGAUUCUACCCUGGAGCAGGAGGUACUGGUGCACUCUCCCCUGCUCAGGCCAAAGCUGCUAAAUAUGGUGUUGCAGCAGUACCUGGUGGAGCUGGACGUGUUCCUGGUGGAGCUGGGCUUGUUCCUGGUGGAGCUGGGCUUGUUCCGGGUGGAUCUGGGCUUGUUCCAGGAGCUGGAGGAUUCUACCCUGAAGCAGGAGGUACUGGUGCACUCUCCCCUGCUCAGGCCAAAGCUGCUAAAUAUGGUGUUGCAGCAGUACCUGGUGGAGCUGGACGUGUUCCUGGUGGAGCUGGGCUUGUUCCUGGUGGAGCUGGACUUGUUCCGGGUGGAUCUGGGCUUGUUCCAGGAGCUGGAGGAGUCUACCCUGGAGCAGGAGGUACUGGUGCACUCUCCCCUGCUCAGGCCAAAGCUGCUAAAUAUGGUGUUGCAGCAGUACCUGGUGGAGCUGGGCUUGUUCCUGGUGGAGCUGGGCUUGUUCCAGGAGCUGGAGGAGUCUACCCUGGAGCAGGAGGUCUUACACCUGCUCAAGCUAAAGCAGCUAAGUACGGUUUGAGUGCAGCAGGUGGAGCUGGUGCUGGCGGACUGUACCCAGGAACAGGAGGAGUACCAGGAGGGGCUGGUGUUAUCCCAGGCUAUGGUUCAGUUACAGGGAUUGGAGGACUUCCUGGAACUGUUCCAGGGACAGGAGGAAUCGGAGCUGGCGCGAAACCUCCUAAAUAUGGAGUGCCUGGAGGUGCAGGGGUACCAGGAGGAGUUCCAGGAGGAGUUCCAGGAGGAGUUCCAGGAGGAGUACCAGGAGGGGUACCAGGUGGAGUACCAGGGUAUCCCGGUGGUGCUAAGGCUCUUAAAUACGGUUUUGGUGCUGUAGCUGGUGUACCAGGAGGAGUUCCUGGUGCUGUGCCUGGACAGCGACCUGGUUGGGGCGGAGUGAGUGGAGUCCCAGGUGGAGUAGGAACAGGAACAGGAUAUCCAUUUGGAGGAUAUGGGACCGGGGCAAAACCACCUAAAUACGGUGUCCCAGGUGGUGUCCCAGGUGGUGUUCCAGGUGGUGUCCCAGGUGGUGUUCCAGGUGGAGUACCUGGAGGUGUACCUGGCGGUGUUCCUGGUGGUUUCCCUGGAGGGUACCCCGCAGGAGUUAAACCCCCUAAAUAUGGAGUCCCAGGAGGAGCAGGGAUACUACCUGGAGCAGGGACAGUACCUGGAGCAGGAGGAGUACUAGUGCCUGGAACUGGGACAGGAGCUGGGGUUGGAGGAUAUCCUGGUGGUGUCAAACCUCCGAAAACUGGUGCUGGGAUCACUGGAACUGGUGUAGCAGUUCCUGGUGCAACACCUGGUGGUGAUGUGGUGGUUGUACCAGGUGGGACAGGGAUUGGCGUUCCUGGUGGUACUGGGGUUCCAUUUGCACCAAGUGGGAAACCAGCAAAGCUCCCAACCUUGGCUCCUGCUGGGACUGCGGUACCAGGACCGACGGCUAUUGUAGCAACUGGCAAGGCCCCUAAGCUCAGUGCGACAGGAGUUGGUCAAGGUGGUGGGCAAAGAGUGCCUACAGCUGGAGGGUCUAAACCUGGAGCUGGUCCUGGUUUGGUUUACCCCUAUGGAUAUGGUCCAUAUUACGGUGGCGCUGGACCAACUGGAGUUGGAACAGGUGUGUUACCUGGAGCCAAACCUCUGAAAGCUCCCGGUGUUGGUGGUGUAGGAGGAGUUGGAGGGGUAGGAGCUGUUCCUGGACUCACACCUGGAGCAGGUGCGGGGAUUCCAGCAGGUGUGGGUUUAGGAGCUGGUGCUAAACCACCCAAACCAGGCUACGGCUCUUUGGGUACAGGAUAUGGACAGCCAGGUGGUGUAGUUCCAGGUGGAUAUGGAGGGUACCCACAAGCAUAUCCAGGUGGAUAUGGUGCUGGACUUUCACCACAACAAGCUAAAGCAGCUAAAUAUGCAGAUGGACUGUCGGGAUUUCUUGGAGGAGGUUAUCGAGGUGGAGCCGGCUGCCAGGGCAAAUACUGCGGAAAAAGAAGAAAAUAAAAAUGUCUUGAGAUGUGAAGUGACCUCAAGAAACAUGGUGCUACUGCAUGCUCCAGAAUGUACUUUAUUCCAACAGCAGUCCCAACAUGCACAAAUGUUAUGUUCUGUACUGAUAGGAAAUAUUUUAGCAAAUCCAGAGCGCUGUACGCUUGUGUUUUUAUGACAAUAAUUCCAAUCCUGAUCGUUAAUGGCACAUUCCAUGACGUUACUGUUUCUUAUUGUACACCUCUUCAUUUUGGACAUUUCUGCGAUCAUUCGAAAUUCUUCUGUUCAGUUAUAUUGAUAAUUAAGGACUCUUAGAGUCGUGGCGUUUCUAGCCCGUACAACAUCUGUUACUGUCUUUGCCAACACAUUCAAGGAACAUGUUGAAGUGAAAGGGUCCUGUCGUACUGCUGAUUACACUUUGAGGUUACAGAUUUCAAUUGUGGCCGAGCUCCAGCUUAGCGGUUUGUCUGUUAUUUUUAACGUUUAGAGAGACCGCAUCGACUUUCUGUCUGUGCAGAUGGCUGCUUCAUAUACAAUCGUCAAUGGGUGAAACGCAUCGAAAUAUUUUGGGUCAUAUUUCACCUUAAAAAGCUGAAAAUAUAUUUUGAAUAAAGCAAAUGAUGCUAAUGCAGUCGUAAUGCAUUGGAACAUUUACAAUAUUUGUUCAUGACAGUUGAGCACAUUUCAACCUCAAAUUCUCAUUACUGUGCUGUUUUUCAUUAUUCUCAGCAGUGAUUAUUUUACUGUAUAACAGUAAAACAAAUACUGUAAUCAGCAUAAAUUAAACAGGCUUUUUUUGCAUACUGGUAAUGAGAAUUGGGGGUUAAAUGUCACAAAAAUAGUGUAGCAAUGCAAAAAAUCGUAAUGGUCUUUAAGCCAAAUGUUCUUUAUACAAAAUAUAUAUAUUUAUCAUAUUGGGGAAAUAUGACCAGGACAGUUUUUGCUAAAUUAUUUCCCAUCAUAAAUGAGUCUAGGUGAUUUAAGCUGUCAUUAAGCAUCUUUUUGCAUUGUCUGGUCUAUGGGUGAACCUCACAAUACAUGCAAACAAACAUGAACAAAAUAAUAUUUUGCAUAAAGGAAAUGUAGCCUAUUUUAGGAUGGGGGGUUUCCAGCACAAAUUUCUUUUGCAAUUAUUUUAAUAUAAUACUACAAUUUUACUGUAUUAUAGUAGAAAUACUGUAAUAAAGUGAUUUUUUACAUUUAAAUAAGCUUCAAUUAAAGGAAGUGUGAAUACUAUAUUGAUGUAUAAAUACUUUAGAAUCGAAUAAUAUGUUGUUGUUGUUUUUGCUUUAAAGAAUUACAAUAAGUUUUGCAUGACUUUUAUGAGAUUCGUGUAAAAAAUGGUGUAAAAAAAAAAACAGGCUUCAUUUUCUUCAUCCAAAAUAUAAUUUGUUCUUGUUUUCUUUUGAUUUCGGUGCAGACAUGACAUGUUUUUGACAGGUUGUGUGAGUUUCACCCUUCAUAAAUGAGCCUAAUUAUCAUAAAGCAUCUUUCUUCAUUGAGUAUCUUAGAUUUGUCUCUAAAAUCAUUGACUUUAAAUCCCUAAAAUCCUCAACAAAUGGCAGCUGAACGUCAACUAUUGGACCACUGACAGCGACUGCUCGCAGCUCCAUCUCAACAUUCAUUCUUGCAAACUGUGUUAUGUAUGAAGAGCUUUGCUCUGAUUAUGCCAAUAACAAGCAGACCUGAAUGACAGCUUCAUUGUGUUGGUUAUAUCUAACAUCGCAACGUAGAAAACUGUGUAAAAUUGUAAUCGUAGUUCUGACUUGUACAUUAUGUAUGUUUGAACCUGGAAAAUGAAAAAGAUGUGCAUGUUGUUCCCUGGACCGGGGGACGAGGUGCUUCCAUAAUUGACCAAGAAUGUGUUUCUUUAAUCGUUGUAUAUUCAUAUAGAAUUAGUAUAUAAACAUAUAAAUAUAUAUCAUAUGCUUACAGUAGAUUGGAUCAUUUAACAACAGGUUACUUUGCCAUAUGUUGUUCGUUUUGCACCUUUUAAACUUGACAUUUUGACCAAUCAUCAAGUUUGUACACGUCAUAUCACAAUACCAUUUUUUUGUGUGCUUUAAAUAGCUUAUACAUUUGGAUCUUGCAAAACUGUAUGAGUUGUUUUAAUAAGAUGUGAGGUGUCUGUGAUGGUAUGUGUGUAUGUAGGUUAUGUAUGUAUGCAAUACCCCCUAAAGUGUGUUCAAAAUCACGUGUUCAUUUUCCCCCCAGAAAAAGCCUCACUAGCUGAUGGAUACCAAAUAUGAAAUGUCACAUUUUCAUAAUAUUGGGUUAUACGGUUUUCCAAUUCACAUGGAGAGAAACGUUAUCAUGUCUUAUUGUACCUGGUACUGUUUUUGAUAUACCUGUGAGCCCUAACAGGUCCUGUCUAUUAUUGUGCCAUAGGAUUUCCAUCUUAUUUAAAUUAAGGGGCGGGGCUAAUGCACUUUUUCCACGAACGACAUUUUGACUAGUUCAUGGAAAUCCCGGCAUAUUACCUGCUCUAGUGAAAACGAAAUAAAAUAUUUUAAAUAAAAAUAA